AUGGCGAAUCAGUGACUAUUUCUUUGAGUUAGAUAUUUUGUAAUUAAGAAAUUUUAUUAUUAGUCAGUAGAUCAUUUAUGCCUGUGUGUGUAAAUAAUUUUAUAUUUUAGUUCUCACGUUCUUGUUUGAAAUUUCGAUUAUUGUUAUUAAAGGAGUGUUAAAGUGUAACAUUGGUGGCCAUUACAAAACCUAAACUUUUAUCAGGACAAAUGUCCAUUUGAUGUUUCGGCGACGUUGUGACUAAUCUCAAAGCUAUCUGAAACUGUGUUAAAAAUCUACAAAAGUAACUACGGAGAAUACUUGAGUGAUGUAAAUGUGUAACAAAAAUGAUUGUGAGAUAAAAUUAAUAGUGGUACAGUAAUAACAGUAUUACUACAACAUAAAUCUGUUUUAUACAAAAACAAAAGUGUAUGUCUGGAUUUUGGUAUGGCGAUGCAUCGCCGAUUGUGUUCUUCUAAUAUUUGGUGACAUGGGCUGCAUUGCUGCGGCCCGUACAGACGCUGGGCACAAGCAGUGAUCGCGCGUGCACGGCCAGGGCCUGCACAAUUCAUCUAGUAUUAUGAACAAACGAGAUAGCAACAAGGACAAGGACCGCCAGAACGAGGACAAGAGAACAUCUACCGCGACCGGUGCAGUGGGCGGGCGCGGCGGGGGCGGAAGCAACGCGAUGCACACCUCAAGGUACUCGGUCACCUCGUCCUCGGGCGUCCUCAUGGUCGGCCCUAACUUUAGGGUCGGCAAGAAAAUUGGUUGCGGCAACUUUGGUGAACUUAGACUCGGGAAAAAUCUCUAUAACAGCGACCAUGUAGCGAUCAAGAUGGAGCCUAUGAAGUCCAAGGCUCCGCAAUUACAUCUAGAAUACAGAUUUUACAAAUUAUUAGGGACGCACGCGCCGUCGACUGCAGAAGGUAUACCGGAGGUGUAUUACUUUGGUCCUUGCGGUAAAUACAACGCUCUCGUAAUGGAGUUGCUCGGGCCGUCGCUCGAGGACCUAUUCGAUCUAUGCGGCCGUCGGUUCUCUCUAAAGACUGUGUUAAUGAUCGCUAUGCAGUUGUUAUACCGCAUCGAGUAUGUCCACACGAGACACCUAAUAUAUCGCGACGUGAAGCCAGAGAAUUUUUUAAUAGGUAGAACUGCAACAAAAAAGGAGAAAAUCGUGCACAUCAUUGAUUUUGGUUUGGCCAAAGAAUAUAUAGACUUAGAGACAAACAAACAUAUCCCAUAUCGGGAGCAUAAGUCGCUCACAGGGACUGCUAGAUACAUGUCAAUAAACACACAUUUAGGAAAAGAACAAUCGAGACGUGACGACCUAGAGGCUCUCGGACAUAUGUUUAUGUAUUUUUUACGUGGUUCCUUACCCUGGCAAGGUUUAAAAGCUGACACACUCAAAGAAAGAUACCAAAAAAUUGGCGACACUAAACGAGCGACGCCUAUCGAGGUGCUAUGCGAGGGCCACCCCGAGGAGUUGGCGACGUACCUGCGCUACGUGCGGCGGCUCGACUUCUUCGAGACCCCCGACUACGACCAGCUGCGAAGGAUGUUUCGGGACCUGUUCGACAGGCGCGGAUAUAUCGACGACGGAGAAUUCGAUUGGACCGGAAAGACCAUGUCAACUCCUGUCGUGUCCGGCUCGACUGGUCAGGAAAUCGUGAUCUCACCGAACCGAGACAGUCACCAGCCGUUCAACAAGAUGGGCACGUUGGCCGCUAAAGAGUUCGGCACGAGCGGCACAACCAACACCGGCAACUGGCCUCACAGUGGCAAGGCGACUCCGCUGACGACGGGGCAUCUGACCCCCGCUGACAGGCACGGCUCCGUACAGGUGGUGAGCUCGACCAAUGGCGAGCUCGGCGCCGACGACCCGACGGCGGGCCACAGCAACACGCCCAUCACGGCGCCGCACCACGAGGUCGACGUGAUUGACGACACCAAGUCAGUUUUCCAACUGCAAUCGGUUUAUUCCAGGUGCUGUUGUUUCUUCAAACGUAAAAAGAAGAAGUGCACCGCGCGCGCGGGCAAGUGACGCGGGACCGUCGCGUGACGUCACCGCGCCCGCCCACGACCGCCGCGCUAACCGCCGCCGCCGCCGAACCACACCGCACCCGGUCACCCGGACCGCGGCUCGACAUUACAAAGCCUAAGAUCGGAAUGAAUAAUCGAGAAAACUAGCGAAAAAAAUUCAAUACGGAACCCUGAAUAUUUAUCAUAGAGUAAGAAUAAGACUCCCUAUUUAUUUAAGCUACAUUUUUUAAAUUUUUUUUUAAAUAAAACUUACAUAGUAAAAUGGGGUCUUAUCGAUAUUUGUAUCACACUAGCGAGCCCUUCAGGCUGUGAUGUCACUGCAAAACUUGAAUGUGAUGGUAACGCCAUCUACCGGGUCUAAUUGUAAAUCGAUAUCAUCCAGGGAUCCAAUAAAAUAUUAUAACCAGUCUAAGAGUUCAGUUACUAACACACGUACUGAAGAAUUGUAAAUGUAAAUUAUAAAUUGGGUUGUAUGGAUAUCUGUAUCACACUAGCGAGCCUUUCAAGCUGUGAUGUCACUGGAAAACUUGAAUGUGAUGGUAACGCCAUCUACCGGGUCUAAUUGUAAAUCGAUAUCGUCCAGGGAUCCAAUAAAAUAUAUACAAUCAGUCUUAAGAGUUCAGUUACUAACACAUUUGAGUUAUUACGUAUUGAAGAAUUGUAUAUGUAAAUUAUAACUCGACUACAAUUAGUAAUGUUUUAUUUGAAAAGUUUAUUAUAUUAUUAAUAUCCGAUCUUAUAUUUGUAUUGUCGAGACCGCUAUUGUACUAUUCCACUCGUGGUUGCUCGUAAUGUCGAUUAUGAUUUGUCUGCUUCAGAACUAUUAGUAUCGAUUCGAAUCGACUGUUAUAUCGAUUAAAAGAGAUUCGAUUAAAAUGUUACAAAUGUGUUAAUAGGGUAUGUACGCUCUGUAUUUAUUGAAUUAUAUAAUUUACACGUAUCAACAAUCGAUCCAUAGUCAAUAAGCGAGUGAGCAACCGGGGUGACUGUAAAUAAAUUAUUUUGCAACAAA
Messenger RNA from Bombyx mandarina (wild silkworm), 3034 nucleotides. It is a transcript of the gene gish, whose product is annotated as casein kinase I gish. Gene Ontology annotation, biological process: protein phosphorylation. NCBI's taxonomy places the organism in Eukaryota, Metazoa, Arthropoda, Insecta, Lepidoptera, Bombycidae. The record is from RefSeq and is a predicted model, not a curated record. Gene Ontology annotation, molecular function: protein serine/threonine kinase activity; ATP binding.